GUCAUUCUCUCCGUGUCGUUCCUACACAAUGUGUCUCCUCCUACUCGUCUUCGUGCCCCUGGUGGUGGGGGACUACCCCUUUAGAAAUACCUCUCUCCCCUGGGAGGACAGAGUCAACGAUCUCGUUGGGCGCCUCACCCUGGACGAGAUCCAGCUACAGAUGGCCCGUGGGGGCUCAGGACUAAACGGCGGCCCCGCCCCUGCUAUACCCCGUCUUGGUAUCAAGCCCUACUCCUGGAACACCGAGUGUCUCCGUGGGGAUGUGUGGGCGGGUGCCGCUACCUCCUUCCCCCAGGCACUAGGACUUGGAGCCUCAUUCAGCACAGAUCUGAUAUUCCGGGUAGCCCAGGCCACAGGUGAGGAGGUGAGGGCCAAGUAUAACGAUUUCACAGCGCAUGGGAUAUACGGCACUCACAAGGGUAUCAGCUGUUUCAGCCCAGUCAUCAACAUCGUGAGAGACCCCAGGUGGGGCAGGAAUCAGGAAACAUAUGGAGAGGAUCCACACCUGUCAGGUGUCUUUGCUGCCAAUUUCGUGAAGGGUCUCCAGGGAAGCGAUCCCCGCUACAUCAGAGCCAACGCCGGCUGCAAGCACUUCAAUGUCCAUGGCGGCCCCGAUAAUAUACCGGUGUCACGUUUCUCGUUUAAUGCAGAGGUGUCUGAAAGAGACUGGCGCACUACAUUUCUCCCAGCAUUCCGCACCUGUGUUAAGGCCGGGACCUACAGUCUCAUGUGCAGUUACAAUAAAAUCAACGGAGUUCCAGCAUGCGCCAACAAGAAGCUUCUGACGGAUAUUCUAAGAACCGAAUGGGGUUUCAAAGGUUACGUGGUCAGUGACCAAUCUGCCAUUGAGAACAUCAUCACUCUACACCACUACCUCAACAACAGCGUCGACACCGUCGCAGCGUGUGUGAAGGCUGGAUGCAACCUCGAGUUGUCACUAAACUUAACUCAGCCCGUUUUCAUGUCAGUUGUUGAUGCUGUGAAACAAGGCAAGCUGACUGAAGACGAGGUCAGGACCAGAGUUAAGGAGCUUUUUAAUGUCAGGAUGAGGCUUGGAGAGUUCGACCCACCGGAAAUGAAUCAAUACACAAAACUGAACGUUUCAAUAGUUCAGGGUGAGGCUCACAGGAACCUGUCUGUUGAGGCAGCAAUGAAGACAUUUGUGUUGCUGAAAAACCAAGAAAAUGUGCUUCCCUUAAAGCCAUCGAGCUACAAGAAUGUGGCGGUUGUCGGACCAAUGGCCAACAAUUCGAAUGCACUGUUUGGAGACUACUCCCCUGAUAUGAACCUCAGAUACACCACCAACCCUCUACAAGGCCUACAGUCUAUCUGGUCUACAGUGAGGUAUGGGGCAGGCUGCACAGACACCAAAUGCACUCAGUAUAACUCCCAGGAAGUCCAGACAGCAGCAAAAGGCAGUGAUCUACUUUUUGUGUGUCUUGGGACAGGUACGGAGAUAGAGGCUGAAGGCAACGACAGGGCCAAUCUGGACCUCCCUGGACAACAGCUGCAGCUGCUGCAGGAAGCUGUCACCGCCGGCCAGGUAUCGGGUGUGAAGGUCAUUCUUCUUCUCUUCAAUGCUGGACCACUCAACAUCACAUGGGCUGUUGACAGUCCAAAGGUUCACGCCAUCAUGGAACUAUUUUUGCCGGCACAAGCGACAGGCGAGGCAUUGCGACGGGUGCUUUUAGCUGAAGGACCCAACUCAGUUCCAGCUGCCAGACUUCCGGUCACGUGGCCAAGGUAUAUGGACACAGUGCCUGACAUGACAAAUUACUCAAUGGUCGGACGCACAUACCGGUACGCCACGUAUCCAGUUCUCUUCCCCUUCGGCUAUGGUCUUUCCUACACCAGCUUCUUCUACAACAUUUUGGAGUAUACCACUCAGGUGACAGCCGGAGACGACCUGACUGGUUCUGUCUCACUUAUCAAUCGAGGAUCUUUUGAUGCUGAUGAGGUCAUCCAGGUGUAUAUAUCCUGGUCGAACGCCACGGUGACGGUUCCACAGCUUCAGCUUGUGUCCUUCAACAGGAUGUUUGCACCACGGGGCGCCCAGACGUCAUGGGAAUUCACCAUCUCGGCUGAGUCCAUGGCAGUGUGGACUGAACAAAAUGGAUGGGUUGUUGAACCAGGUGUCAUUUCAAUAUGGGUAGGAGGUCAGCAGCCUAACGCCAGCCCCGCUGUUGAAUCCAAUGUCAUUGCUGGCCAGUUCACGGUUACAGGUGAAAAAGUACUUGGUCGAUAUUAAUGAAAAGCCAUGCCAACUUUUGUUUGCUUACUUCAAGUACAGUUGGACACUGGAUUUUUCUGGCUAUGUCCUAAAUAUGGAUAAAUGUAAAACAGCUUAUAAGUGACCAAUAAAACUAAUAUUGACCUGUGA
Molecule: messenger RNA, 2380 nt
Organism: Haliotis rufescens (red abalone)
Lineage: Eukaryota; Metazoa; Mollusca; Gastropoda; Lepetellida; Haliotidae
Product: probable beta-D-xylosidase 2
Exons: 12
Coding region: 29-2248 (739 amino acids)
Biological process (GO): arabinan catabolic process; xylan catabolic process
Cellular component (GO): plant-type cell wall
Molecular function (GO): alpha-L-arabinofuranosidase activity; xylan 1,4-beta-xylosidase activity
Source: RefSeq, a predicted model, not a curated record